AAGCUAGCCGAUAGCUAGCUAGCAAUUUAGAACAAAAUGCACAUCUUUCGGCCAGCCGAGAGGAUGGCUUAGGAGUCAAAUACAUGUAUACGUGAAACGGCAGCGUUUAUGGGGAGAUCUGGGAAAUCGCGGGAGAUUUUUCGCCAAUUUUAAUGACCCACAAAUCCCAAUUUCUUCGGCCCCCGGAGCCACAGCGCUCGAACAAGAGAGCACCCGGGCAGCGUUUGCGGAUGUAAAGGGGGGACCUAACGUUAUUUGGAGGAGUAGCUAUCCUGUGAUACACCGGCAUUACAUCGGGAAUACUCCACAGGCUUGACUGGACGCACCAGAUAACACCUGAAGGCCAAGAAUAAAGUGAAAGUAUGGGGUCUUCUUAGAUCUCUCCACACAGGCGUUCUCCUCUGCUCAUCGCUGUUCCUCUCAUCAAAUCCUCCGUCACGGCCCCUUCACCAAGCACCCUUUCCAGUUCUUCAGUGCACCUUGCUGAGAUGGAUUGGGCCACACCAGCUGCCAAACUGAAUCCUUACACCCGAGCCCGCAUGACAGAGGCCUGGCAGCAGCAUGCUGUCGCUCCACCUCCGGUUGUCCACACCAUCCCUCCAGGAGCUGAGAACGCGUUGGGCUGUGCUGUGUAUGGUAUCGUACUGCAGCCAGAUGCUACGUCUCUACAGCAGCAGCAACAGACCCAGCAUGGGCAGCACGGCCAGCACAACCAGCAACACAGCGGGGGUCAGCAGCACGGGCAGCACAGUCAACAGCAGCACACCACUCAGACCCAACAGACCUCCCUACAGGUGGGGACAGAGGGAGGACACAAGUGCGGGGCCUGUGGACAUGAUAUCUCUCACCUGGCUAACCCACACGAGCACCAGUGCAUGGUGAGCCAGGACAGGUCAUUCCAGUGCACCCAGUGCAUGACGAUUUUCCACCAGGCGACAGACUUGCUAGAGCACCAGUGUGUUCAGGUGGAGCAAAAGCCAUUUGUGUGUGGGGUGUGUAAGAUGGGAUUCUCCCUCCUCACCUCUCUAGCCCAGCACCACACGUCACAUAACAGCACCAACCCAAUGAAGUGUUCAAUAUGUGAGAAGACCUACAGACCCGGCUCUUCUGGCAACGCCACACCAAACUCAAACAACCCCCAGCAGCCCAGCAGCGACAGGGCAUCAGCCUGCAGCAGCUCGUCCAUUCUCCCUUUCCCUUCGGCCCGAGACCGGCCGUACAAAUGUUCUGUUUGCCAGAAGGGUUUCAAACACCUGUCAGAACUCACACGGCAUGAGAGGGUGCACACGGGAGAGAAGCCCUUCAAAUGUGACACAUGUGACAAGGCCUUCAGCCAGUCGUCACAUCUACAGCACCAUCAGCGAACGCACAGCAACGAGCGCCCGUUCAAGUGUGCUGUUUGUGAAAAGAGUUUUAAGCACCGCUCCCACCUUGUGCGCCACAUGUACGUGCACUCUGGUGAGCACUUGUUCAAAUGCAACUUAUGCGAGCUGCACUUCAAAGAGUCAUCGGAGCUCCUCCACCACCCCUGCCACCCGCAGGGUUCCCGCCCAUUUCGAUGCGCCACGUGUGGUAAGGGUUUUAAGCGGCCGUCGGACCUUCGCCAGCACGAGCGCACGCACUCCGAGGAGCGUCCCUUCCACUGUGAUGAGUGUCAGAUGAGCUUCAAACAGCACUAUGCACUUGUGCGCCACAGACGCACACACAAAGACCCAACUGACCGGCCGUUCAAAUGCAAUCUGUGCGACAAGGGUUUCAUGCAGCCCUCUCACCUCCUCUACCACCAGCACGUCCACGGCAUGGACAACCUGUUCAAAUGCGCCUCAUGCCAUAAGGAGUUCAGUCAGUCAGGAGAGCUGCUCAGACACAAAUGUGGCGAGUCGUCAAACACCUCACCGGACAAGCCGUAUAAGUGUGACGUUUGUGGCAAGGGCUACAAGAAGAGUUCCACGUUACAACGUCAUCAAAACUCUCACUGCCAAGAGAAGCCCCUCAAGUGCUCGCUCUGUGACCGCCGCUUCCUGUCCUCGUCGGAGUUUGUCCAGCACCGCUGCGACCCGUCACGGGAAAAGCCGCUGAAGUGCCCGGACUGUGAGAAACGUUUCAAAUAUUCAUCAGAUCUGAACCGACACCGACGCGUGCAUACAGGGGAGAAACCGUACAAAUGCGGCCACUGCAACAAGGGCUUCAAACAGCGCGAGCACCUGACCAAACACCAGAGCACACACUCCAGGGAGGGCCAGUUCAAGUGUGUCUGGUGUGGAGAGCGUUUCAGUGACUUGGGCUCUUUGCAGGAUCACACAGUGCAGCACACGGCCGAUGGAGGAGGUUACCCUGUGCCGCAGUGCAUAUGAAUCCCUGGAGACUUUAACCCCUGAACAGACGCUUCCCUAAACUCCCUGUUUUCUCUUCUGUGCCCUGUAGGCUCUACUUCAAUUCGCCUUCAGCCUAACAUUCAUCACAUUUUCAGGACAGCCUAGGCUAUUACUAUUGCAUUCAUUCCCACCAGUGCAACAUCAGGUCUCCUGAGGAGCACUUUCUCUCUCCCUUCUUUAACCUGUUCCCUAUUUCUUUUUUUUCAGCCCCACACUUGAUAACAUUGAAUAGGCUACAGCUACUUAAUUUCCAUCCAUCAUACUUACUGCCAACCAAGACCGACUGCUGUGGACAGAAGCAGGUGCCAUAAUGCAGGUUUAUUGAGCAGAUCCUUCCUAAUUUCCUCUUCCCCAGAGAAGGAAAAAAAAAACUAUCUUGGCAAAAUCAGACAGUCGUUUUUUAAACAGAUUGUCAGUAAGUAUAUUGUAUCGAGUCUCCAUUAGUGCUGCACGAUUAAUCUAAUCGCAAUCGCGAUGUCACGCUGUGCGAUUACGUAACCGCAUAAAAGACCUGCGAUUUGCAAUUUAAUGUAAACCAAUGUGGAGUAAUUGACGCCACAUCCACACGCUGUGGGCAGCCACAGGUAUGGUCACGUGACUACCCCGGCUUUCAGCAAACGGUAGUGACCGACAUGGACGCUGAGGAGGAACACGAGGGACAAGCAGAGUUGGUGGCGAAAAUAAAAAUGCUACUUCUG
Messenger RNA from Toxotes jaculatrix (banded archerfish), 3073 nucleotides. It is a transcript of the gene znf319b, whose product is annotated as zinc finger protein 319b. NCBI's taxonomy places the organism in Eukaryota, Metazoa, Chordata, Actinopteri, Toxotidae. Bases 489 to 2354 code for a protein of 621 amino acids. The transcript is spliced from 3 exons. The record is from RefSeq and is a predicted model, not a curated record.